CGGAGGCAACGGCGCAAAAACCAACGACGAUACAGACAGAAGCAGGGAGAUUUGGUGGUUCAGCUCGAGGAGGACUCGCGGCAGCUACAGACAGAGAUCCAGACCCUGAGGCGCCAACACCUUGGGAUUCUCGCAGGCAUUCCAACCAAAACCAAUCACUGGAAUGCAACUGCAGAAUAUUACCGCCUGUUUCAUCGCGGACUGCAAGCGGAUUCUCUCCUCAAGAACGUCCAGCUAGAGUUCGUGCGGGCAACGAUGGCUGCAGACGUUGUAUUCAACACAGAAUAUGGCACUGAGGCCUUGGUGAAGAACUGGUGUUUCUUGCAAUGGUUCGAGGAUGUCGCGGUGGAGCUAGAAAGAUUGGAAAGGAGCUCCAAGACGUCGGUUGUUGCGACCGUGAGAACAAGCGUGACGAUCACGGAUCGAACUUCGGCCAGCGUGUUCCCACACCUGCUGACUCCGAAGGAAGACAACAAUUUGGCAAGCAAGCUGCUGGGCCAGCGCAUCUCAAUGCAUGGGUCCGCUCGCUUUGACUGGGGUAGUUCGAUCUACCGUGUGACGAGUGUGGUAUCACAGAGCGACAUGUAUCUAUUGGGUAGUAUCGAGAAGGUGAGUAAAGUUUUCGACCAGGCG
This is a messenger RNA of Phytophthora sojae, 633 nucleotides long. RefSeq lists its product as hypothetical. The record is from RefSeq and is a predicted model, not a curated record. The annotation marks the transcript as partial. The transcript has a single exon. NCBI's taxonomy places the organism in Eukaryota, Oomycota, Peronosporomycetes, Peronosporales, Peronosporaceae.